AUGAAAGAUCCACAGAGUUUCGAAUUUACUACGCAAACGGCCCCUCACUUCGAGAAUUCUAGGCACACAAAUAUUGUGACAGCAAAUUUAUGUGAACAGAUUCCAGAAAUUCGUGUUCAAAAUGUGCCAAGUUCUUUGCAUAGCAGCAAUACAUCAGAAAGUUCUAGAUCAUUAAAAUCUCCAGAAAUUGAUACUUCUUUGAAACAGGAGAUUUCAGAGUCAUCAUUCAUUCCAAAUGAAAGACCCUCAGAUGAGAUUCCAAACUUUAUUUCUCCUGAAAAUGAUUUAUCUUAUAACAUUCCUGGUUUAUAUCGAUUACUUGACUUGUGCAAGGACGAUGGGUCAAAUGGCCUCGUCGACAAAAUUAUCAUUUCAAAAGAAUCAUUAAAGAAAUUUUGCAAUAAAAUGGUUCCAUCAAGUUAUAGAUCAAUCUCAGAAAUUAAUUAUGAGAAACUGGAUUCUAUUUCUGUUAAUCUAGUUGGUUGUUAUGGAAAUUAUACAUUAAUUGCAAAGCUCUUACAUAAACAACGCAUCAUUGAUGAAAGAAUGCAAUUGCUUGUAGAUUCACAAUCUCAGGAACUAUCUACAGAAAAGGAAAAUAUACCUUCCUUACGUCCUGGAAUUUACCUGCUUAUGGUGCAUUCUAAAAACCUAGGUUUAGUUAUUAAUUGGCCUGAACCUGGAUGUUAUGAAGAAAAUAUUUCAUCUCAAAGAAAGAAAAACAUGAUAAAUUUACACAGAUAUCUUACUAAACUUACGGACUAUCAACUCUGUUUGAUGAGUGAAUCCGACUUGGAGUGUUUUAUUUGGAAUUCCGAGAAUGAGGGGGAAGACGAUUCUGAAGAAGAAAAGGAAGGUGUCUGCUAUGAAUUUGAAGUGAAAAAAAGUCAAGAAGAACAAGAAGAUUUUAAAAUAUUUCCAGGAUUUCAGAUUUAUUUGCCACAACAAAUGAUUUCAGAUAUUCGUGAUGGAUAUCCUCUGCAACCUACUGUGGUAGAAUCUGUAACUAGUCAAACAUUAAUCACCAAAAAGAAAAUUACUGCUACAUCGAAAAUGAUGAAAAAUACUCUUAAUACUGAGUAUGGAAAGUUUAAAGAAGAUUUUGGUAAAAGACUUGAUGGAUAUGCUUUACGUAUCAACAAAAAUAUGAGCAUUCAAAAUUUAGAAAUAUUGAUUAAAAACGGGUUGCCUGAAAUCGAAAAGGAGCUACUCGGUCCUUACAGAAAGGAAUUAGAAGAUGCGAAGACACAAAUAGAGCAUAAGAAAGCGCAUGAAAGGGACUCCAUAAAAGAAGACGCAGAAAUUUUCACUAAAUAUGUUUGGAAAAAAUUAAGAGAAGAAUACAUUGAAUUUGAACUACUAAUUAAUAAAGAAUUGACUAACAAUUUCACUACGCAACAAGUUCAUAAUGAUGAAACUAUGAAACAAAAUAUAUUCAGUGGCAUGGAUCAAUAUGGAGACACACAGUCACAGUUGUCAAAUGAUGUUAGGCAAUCAAUGUGUCAGUUAAUAUUUGAUAUGUUCAUGGACAAGGAAUUGGAUUAUAACAAGCUCAUAAAGAAGUAUUUUGUGGGGCAAGAUCAGGAAAAAAUAGAAGAGAAGAAAAGUUCUUGGUCGCUUCAAUCGCUAAUGAAAUCGUUGGCAAACAUAUUUCGAACUGAUAACUCCAAAUUUAAUCGCGCUUUGCACCAUGCAGAAACAUCAGUUACCAAAACAUCUGACAGAAAUUUUAUUAAUGAAAUUAUUUCAAUGGAAUUUGAGUCUCUUUCUAAACAAAAGCAUGAAAUUAUUGAUUUAUUUCUGAAGGAAUAUGAAAGUUGGAAGAGAAAGAUCUUUCCAGGAAAUAUUCAGGCGAUUGUUCCAAAAUACAAUGAAUCUUAUAUGAAAGAAGUUACUAAAAAAUUUGAUUCAGAAUAUUUACGCUCUAAAGAAAUAAUAGAAGAGAAAGAAUUUAAUAGAAUCUGCAAAGAAAUAGAAAACAAGUUUUCCACAGGGCAUAUUUUAAAGAUAUUGAAUUUAUAUGAGAGCUUUUCUCAUAUAAAAGAAUAUACAAAAUAUUUAAUUUUAUACGAAAUCGAAACCAUUCAGCCUGAUCAACUCAAAAUUACAAUCUAUCAAACAUCGUUUAAUGAAGGAGAUAAUUUUCAACUUUCUGAAGAUGAAUUUCAUGUCCCUCCGCCAAAAUUUAAUAAUCAAUAUAGUGGUGAUAUUGGAAAUUCUUUUCAAAUAAAUCCAGAAACCCACGAUAUUAGGAAUAUUUCGCAAUUUGAAAAUAAAUUUUUUCUCGCACUAUGGAAUAAUAAAGAAAAUCGGCUGGAGAUAUAUUUUGACACUGCAUCCCGACUAUCGUCGUCUAUCCCAUCUAGUCCGUUUAAAAUAUUAUAUGCAGAAAAAAAUAGCUUCAUUUCCGUAAAUGAGCCUAAGGGGCUAAUCGGAUUCUAUAAUGUCAGCUCGGGAGUUCUAAACGUUUACGUAUUUGAUGAGAAGUUUGUUACUCUUAUUCCACGGGCCACAAAUGUUCAGUUAGUUCAGUGUAAUACUGAAGAAAAUGACAGCUCUGAUGCUGAUAGUAAAACCGAAGAAACUGACAGCCCUGAUGCUGAUAGUAAAACCGAAGAAACUGACAGCCCUGAUGCUGAUGGGCCUUUAAAUAUUAAUGGCUAUAAUUCAGAAAAUCAAGUAAAAAUGCUUAGAGCUCACGUAUUUUUUUGUGCCAAUUUUGGUAGCCCCGCUAUUAUACCUAUGCCAAAAAAUAUGCAAUCCGUUGAACAUUUUCAAUUCUCUUAUAUCAAGAAACAACAAAUGCAUCUUACUACCCUCGAUGUAGUUAAGGGACAAUUUUGUUCACUGGUUACUAGAAUUACACUUGAAAAAACACAAUACAAGUUUCAGCAGAGGUCCAACAAAAAAUCAAUGGGAAAAGUAAGGAUUUCGACACCUUCCAACCGAAAUGAUAGCUAUUCUUUUUUAGUAGGAAGGGAUACACAAUUCUCUAAGAACGUUUUGAUUGGAGAAAGUAUUGUCAUUCAAAAUGAAAAAAGAUGCGUUCUUGAAAUACAAUCAAACACAAAAUUGAAAAUUGCAGGGACUUUUUCAAAUAUUGCUGAUCCAGAUUCUUGGAUGGAUUUUAGAAUUGAACCCAAAACAAAUCUUAAUAGUUUUGUCAACGUGUAUCAAUACAUGUUUGAAAAAUAUCCAAUUGAUAGUUGUAUAGAUACUGAAAUAAAUAGAUCUCUGAGCUUGACUAUAGCCCUAGAUUUGUCUAGUCGCAAUGUUGAAGAUUACGAAGAAAGAUUCAGAGAUUAUAUCGACGAGAUGUUCGAAGAGUUAAAACGUUCCACAAAAAAACCAGCAAACAGUCUAAAAAAAUUCAACAUCGAUGUAAUGACCUUUUUCGAACUUAAUAUGGAUGACCCCGACUUUCAAGAAAACAAGUUUACGAGCCUAAAAGAACUUAAAAAGACACUAGAGAAACAAGAAGCAAAAUAUACAAAUGCACGAACCUUUUUACAGAACACGAAAAUGAUUAUGGCAAAAAUCAAGACAUGUGAUUGGGGUUCUUUGGAUGAUAAUUUGGUCCAAAUUCGCGUGUCUACAUUAAAGAGAUUGCUUCAAACGGCUAUAUCCAUUGGUGUAGAAGAAAAUAAUCCAACAUUUGUAAGCUUGAUGAAUCAUGAUACAGGAACAAAAAUAGAUGACCCUGUGAUUGAGUUGCCUAAAAUAUCGGAAGAUUUCGAUAAUCCUAGAGAAAUUCUUUCGGAUGAGGACAUAUUACUUUUCGAAGAAAACACCGAUUUUGCACAUCUAUCAGCUGAUUUGAGAAUUUUAGAGGAUAAGCGUAACUGUCAAAAAGUUUGCGCAAAAGAAAUAGGUCACGAGGAUAGUGAACAUAUGUGUCAGUCAAAACGUCAUUACUGUGGUAAACCUUGUUCUUUAUCAACAUGCACAAAAAAAGGAAAUUAUCAGUGCCCUAACAAAUGCAUUACUGCCUGUGAGGAAGAGCAUGAUGAUCACCGCUGUGAAAAUGAAACAUGCCCCAUUCAAUGUCCUAUACCAGAGCAGGAGCAUCAGUGCCUAGAAUAUUGCGAGGAACCCGGAAUAUGUAGAGUUUUGACUGAGCCGCAAAGGCAAGAAGAGACAUAUCAAGGAAAAGUUAGCGAAACAGUGAUUACAUUUACUAAGUAUAUUCAACUUAGCGAAAGGUCAAGGUGCUAUAAAAAGAUCCCACCUAAUAAGUUUAAGCAUGAAGGAAGGCAUUCUCAUUCCCAGGAUAUCAAUAGUUUUCAUUUCUGUGAUGCCAAGUGCCAAUAUUGCGAAUAUUAUUGUAUUUUGCCUUACGGACAUACACAAUCAUUGCAUGAAACAAAGCAUGGAAAUAUGAUUCAAACGGAAUUUACAAGUGAAGAUCAAAACUUCGAGUAUGCAGGGACUGGAGCAGUUUACAGCGCGGUUUAUGCAUUUAUUAAGGCUCGGUUAGCCAGCCAAAGUAGUCGACCUCAAAUCCAAGCAGCAAAUAAAGAUACUAUAUCAUUAAUACUUUUUGAUCAUGAAGUUAUUGUGCCAUUUGAAAAUCACGUUCUCACGGAUGCUGAUGUCUUGUUAAAUCAUAUGAUUAAACAUGAGGCUCGAGGAGGGACGGAUUUUAACCUGGCAAUACAAAAAGCAGGAUUUUUAAUCAACCAAUAUUAUGACGCAAACAGAGCAAAUGUCAUUAUUUUUCUCUCUGAUGGAGGUUCUGGUGUACCACGAGAUCAACUUCGACGAAUAUGUGAACAUAACAAAUCAAGAGGGAAUCCUUUAUUUUUGUAUACAGUACUAUUUGCUAAUCGAUCUGAAAGUAGUUCUUUGAAAGAAAUGGCUAAAAUUGCGCAAGAAUAUCAACCGCCUAACAGUUCUGCGAGUUCUCUUAGGUGUCAAUAUAAUAACGUGAUGACCGAGAUAAAUUUAGUAACUACUUUCACGGGCGUCGCUGAAA
Molecule: messenger RNA, 4975 nt
Organism: Acaulospora morrowiae
Lineage: Eukaryota; Fungi; Glomeromycota; Glomeromycetes; Diversisporales; Acaulosporaceae
Source: the annotation of a GenBank genome assembly